AUGGAUUCUGAGGUGUUAGGUUUGGAUACUGAGGUGUUGGGUAUGCAUACUGAGGUGUUAGGUAUGGAUACUGAGGUGUUAGGUAUGGAUACUGAGGUGUUAGGUAUGGAUACUGAGGUGUUAGGUAUGGAUACUGAGGUGUUGGGUAUGGAUACUGAGGUGUUAGGUAUGGAUACUGAGGUGUUAGGUAUGGAUACUGAGGUGUUUGGUAUGGAUACUGAGGUGUUAGGUAAGGAUACUGAGGUGUCAGGUAUGGAUACUGAGGUGUUAGGUAUGGAUACUGAGGUGUUGGGUAUGGAUACUGAGGUGUUAGGUAUGGAUACUGAGGUGUUAGGUAUGGAUACUGAGGUGUUAGGUAUGGAUACUGAGGUGUUGGGUAUGGAUACUGAGGUGUUAGGUAUGGAUACUGAGGUGUUAGGUAUGGAUACUGAGGUGUUAGGUAUGGAUACUGAGGUGUUAGGUAUGGAUACUGAGGUGUUAGGUAUGGAUACUGAGGUGUUGGGUAUGGAUACUGAGGUGUUUGGUAUGGAUACUGAGGUGUUUGGUAUGGAUACUGAGGUGUUAGGUAUGGAUACUGAGGUGUUUGGUAUGGAUACUGAGGUGUUAGGUAAGGAUACUGAGGUGUCAGGUAUGGAUACUGAGGUGUUAGGUAUGGAUACUGAGGUGUUGGGUAUGAAUACUGAGGUGUGUACUGAGGUGUUAGGUAUGGAUACUGAGGUGUUGGGUAUGGAUACUGAGGUGUUAGGUACGGAUACUGAACUGUUAGGUAUGGAUACUGAGGUGUCAGGUAUGGAUACUGAGGUGUUGGGUAUGGAUACUGAGGUGUUAGGUACGGAUACUGAGGUGUUAAGUACGGAUACCGAGGUGUUAGGUAUGGAUACUGAGGUGUUUGGUACGGAUACUGAGGUGUCAGGUACGGAUACUGAGGUGUUAGGUAUGGAUACUGAGGUGUUAGGUAUGGAUACUGAGGUGUCAGGUAUGGAUACUGAGGUGUCAGGUACGGAUACCGAGGUGUUAGGUAUGGAUACUGAGGUGUUAGGUAUGGAUACUGAGGUGUUUGGUACGGAUACUGAGGUGUCAGGUACGGAUACUGAGGUGUUAGGUAUGGAUACAGAGGUGUUUGGUAUGGAUACUGAGGUGUUGGGUAUGGAUACUGAGGUGUUUGGUAUGGAUACUGAGGUGUUUGGUAUAGAUAGUGAGGUGUUUGGUAUGGAUACUUAG
Ylistrum balloti is the source of this 1221-nucleotide messenger RNA. RefSeq names its product autotransporter adhesin BpaC-like. The coding region runs from base 1 to 1221 and encodes 406 amino acids. The transcript has a single exon. NCBI's taxonomy places the organism in Eukaryota, Metazoa, Mollusca, Bivalvia, Pectinida, Pectinidae. The record is from RefSeq and is a predicted model, not a curated record.